GCGGCCAGCUCAGACCGGAGUCCUCCUCCUUUCUCCGCAGCUGAGGACCCAGAAGCGGGGCAGCCUGACAUGGCAGACGGAGACAGCGACGAAGGAGAAGACAUCUUCGUCAAUAACAGUAACCCUGUGGCUGUGAGUAGAGGAGUUUCUCAGCCAGAUCGCGUCAGUGUAGAGCCACCAGAUUUGUUCAACGAGGGGGAGGCCAACACAAAGACCAAAUCCAACGGUGUUCAUUCUGAUGACGACAGCGACCUGUUUGCUGAUGCACGUGUGGAAGCUGAGUACAGACAAGUCUGGUAGCUCUGGUAGGAAGGAGCUCUCUGCUUCUGCUGUUUCUCAUCCUGCCUCCUCGUUCACUCAAAACCCUGCUUCCAUGCAGACUGCGUCUUUGGAGCAGUUAGAGGAAGAAGAAGCCAAGGAUAGUUUUGAUGUGGACGUUGCUGUCACCAAUCCUGAGAAAGUUGGUGAUGGCAUGAAUGCAUAUGUGGCCUACAAAGUAUCCACUCGGACUUCGUUGUCCAUGUUCAGCAAUAAAACCUUCUCUGUCAGGAGGCGUUUCAGUGACUUCCUUGGUCUCUAUGAGAAGCUGUCGGUCAAGCAGUCGCACCAUGGCUGCAUCAUUCCGCCACCGCCUGAGAAAAGUGUUGUAGGUAUGACCAAAGUGAAGGUAGGAAUGGAUGACCCAUCAUCAGUAGAGUUUGUGGAGAGAAGAAGGGCAGCUCUGGAAAGGUAUAUCCAGAGAGUAGUGUCUCACCCAUUGUUACUGCAGGAUUCUGACGUCCGUGAGUUCUUGGAGAAAGAGGAUCUGCCCAGAGCUGUGAGCACUCAGACGCUGAGUGGAGCUGGAUUCCUCAAAAUGAUCAAUAGGGCAUCAGAUGCUGUCAACAAGAUGACUAUCAAGAUGAAUGAGUCUGACACUUGGUUCGAGGAUAAGUUCCAGGAGGUGGAGAACGAGGAGCAGCAGUUGAGGAAGCUUCAUGCUAUGGUCGACUCCUUGGUCAAUCACAGGAAGGAGCUGUGUGGAAACACUGCAGUAUUUGCCAAAAGUAUGGCCAUGUUGGGGAAUUCUGAGGACAACACAGCUCUGUCACGGGCUUUGUCCCAGCUGGCAGAGGUGGAAGACAAGUUGGAACAUCUGCAUCAGGAGCAGGCAGCCAGUGACUUCUUCAUCUUUUCAGAGCUACUGGCCGACUACAUCCGCCUGCUGGCCUCUGUGCGGGGCUGUUUUGACCAGCGCAUGCGAGCGUGGCAAAGGUGGCAGGAGGCACAGAGCUCACUCCAGAAGAAGAGAGAGGUCGAGGCCAAGCUGCUUUGGGCCAACAAGCCAGACAAACUACAGCAAGCCAAAGAAGAGAUCACGGAGUGGGAGUCAAGAGUUACUCAAUACGAGAGAGACUUUGACAAGAUUGGCAUGACUGUACGCAAGGAGGUCCUCAGGUUUGAGAAAGAAAAAGCCAAGGAAUUCAAGAGCCAGAUAAUCAAAUAUUUGGAGGCAAUGCUGCAGUCACAACAACGGCUUAUAAAGAUUUGGGAGGCAUUCCUGCCUGAAGCAAAGGCAAUAGCUUAAUGAAGAGAGAGACUUUUCAAAGACCCAAAAUGCCUUUUUAAACACUUUACCUCUUGACCAGAAACUGAGAGGCAAAUUUUAAAACACACAAGAAACUUCCAUCCAUUUUCUUCUUAUCCUUUUAUUUUAUACAAUAAGCUGCCACAUUUAUAUAAGAUUUCUUUUCUUUGUUUAUGUUCUUGACUUAAAGAUGGUGCAAAGCAGGAAUCCAGCAGAGGUUGACCUGGUUGUAAUAUUUGUAAAAGCCACUGUCAGUCGGAUAUGUUUCAUGCUUACAGCAGUAUUUUAAAGAGUUAAACACUGAGGUACUGCCCUAGAGUAACAUUGUCUUUAGUUUACAUUAGAAGGUAGAUGCGUGCAAGUCAUUCCACUCUGCAACUGCUUUUGUUGAUGGGUGCAUGUCAGAUAAUGUUUGAUGCACUAAAAUGUAUUGUACAUUUGGAACCCAGUGGAUUUGUUUGUUUGUUUUUCUAAUACGAUAACCACUAAUUAUGACGGAGGACAUUUACCAGGAGUAUUAGCACAUUGUUACAAUGUAUUAAACAUUUCAUAUUAGAUUAUAGAAAUCAUAUUCAAAUGUGGAUUUGGCAAAGGCAUAGUCUUGUGGGAGUCUUUCUGAAAUGAUAAAAGAAAUGUAAAAUUGCAGUGGGUGCAGUUUGAGAAAAUGCCAUCACUGCAUUAUUAGUAUUUUCUGUGACAAUGUCUUUACUAGAAACAUGUUUAUUAAUCAAUUUCUCCUGGUUUCAAUAAUUUGUGUUUUUUAUUCCUGAGAUUGAGGCCCCGAGGAAUUCAUUCGGAGCUGCUGCAGAGAUUUACUGCCAUUGUGUAAAUGACUCUUGACAUGUAUGUACACAUGUACAGUACUUGAAUUGAAUCAUGCAACCUUUUUCCUUUUGAUAAAUUGGUAGAACCAUGACAGGAAGGCACAGACAUUCAAGUGAUACAGGCCCUUAUUUUCCUCUUCAGCAUUUGUAAGUGUAGUUUUUCUGUCAUGUCAUAUUACCGUAAGAAUGUGCUUUAUUUUUGUAACCACUUUGCAUCAGCAAACUCAUUUUCCUGUAAAUGCUAUACAGGCAGUUGUACAAAAUAAAACAUGAUUGGAUAAUC
Messenger RNA from Solea senegalensis (Senegalese sole), 2674 nucleotides. Its product is annotated as sorting nexin-1-like. Lineage: Eukaryota; Metazoa; Chordata; Actinopteri; Pleuronectiformes; Soleidae. The record is from RefSeq and is a predicted model, not a curated record. The transcript has 15 exons. Gene Ontology annotation, cellular component: endosome; endosome membrane. Gene Ontology annotation, biological process: early endosome to Golgi transport. The coding region runs from base 239 to 1567 and encodes 442 amino acids. Gene Ontology annotation, molecular function: phosphatidylinositol binding.